This is a messenger RNA of Cetraspora pellucida, 319 nucleotides long. The record is from the annotation of a GenBank genome assembly. NCBI's taxonomy places the organism in Eukaryota, Fungi, Glomeromycota, Glomeromycetes, Diversisporales, Gigasporaceae.
GCAAUUAAAUUGAUUAAUUCUGAAGUUGAAUUAAUAAAUGAUUCAUACUUGAGUUCAUCAAAUUCAGAUAUAGAUCAAUUAAAAUCUUGCAGAAUAUCAUUAAUAUUAACUGAAUGCAAUUUGCCGAUAAUAUCAGGCUUUGAUGUUUCACGAACAAUUAGAGCAAUGAGACCACCAAUUUCAAAUAUACCGAUUAUUGUUCUAACUACAUUGACUGCAGAAGAAAUACAAAAUGAAUGUAUUGAGUCUGGAAUAAAUGAUUAUCUCUCAAAACCACUGAAAACUAAUGAAUUCGAAAAUGUUUUAACUAAUUGGAUUG